UAAUUCACAGGUGUUCCAGGCUAACGUUUUGCGAACCCGCAGGAACAGUACCACGGUUAUGAAUCGUCAUAGUCUGUUUGUGCCAUCAUCUCCUAUCCGUAUUCCUAGCAGCCGACUUCAUCAAAUCAAACAGGAAGAAGGAAUGAAUUUGAUGAACAGAGAAACAGUACGUGAAAGAGAAGUGCAAGUAGCAAUGCAGAUGAGCCACUCAUGGGAGGAGAGCUUGAGCCUGAGCGACAAUGAUUUUGAAAAGUCAUCAUCACCAAAACAAGUAGACUUUGUCCCAGUUUCUCCAGCUCCUUCACCUACCAGAGGAAUAGGGAAGCAAUGUUUCUCACCAUCUUUGCAAAGUUUGGUGAGUAGCAGUGGAUUACCUCCCAGUCCUAGCCCAAGUCCAACAAGGCGAUUUUCAAGCAGGAGAAGCCAGAGUCCAAUUAACUGCAUUCGACCAAGUGUUCUUGGGUCAAUAAAAAGGAAAGGUGUAACAGAGAUAGAAGAUCAUCCAAAAAGAUUAUUCCAAGGAUCUACCAACAUGCUUAUCCCUGAAGUUUCACAUCAGGCAGACCUUGGGGGAUGUCUGUCAUCACAUGCUCUUGAUGACAACAGAAGCAGUGCAGGCUCUUCCUGUGACUCACCAGCUGAAGUCGGCACCAACACAGACUCUCCAGUCUCACUUUCUGACUCCAGAUCUCCUUUUUUACCAGUAGAUCUUACGGCUAAGUUACCUAUUAAUUGAGAAGCAGAAGUCUGCUAAUGGACACCGAGAAACAGGCUGGAUAUCAAUAAGACUUUCUCCUGUGUGUAACUGAUUCUGUUCCUCAUAGGAACUUCCAGAAAUGUCAUUAUUUCUAGAAAACUUCCGGAAUAGUUCCUUGAGGAGGAAUUCACGUUUCUAGUGAUUUGUAUGACAUUUACUAAAAUACAGUAAGCAUUUGAAUUGCAAACAUAUUUGAUGCUAACAUCAGUAAGCAAGCUGUUGAUUUACAAUGGAUAUCGUCUUGUUGGCAUAAGUUACAAAUACUGUAUGUACAUUCUGUUUGUGGAAGACUUGGCUUUCCAACAGCCAACCGGCAGUGUCCUCACUAAUAUAAAGUUGUGCUUAUGUAGUAACAGAUAACUUUCACAUUUGUCCUCAGUCUGAAACCAAUGAAGCAGCUUACUAAUUUGUUUUUAUUCC
Molecule: messenger RNA, 1177 nt
Organism: Fulmarus glacialis (Northern fulmar)
Lineage: Eukaryota; Metazoa; Chordata; Aves; Procellariiformes; Procellariidae
Product: protein FAM122A
Exons: 9
Coding region: 59-736 (225 amino acids)
Biological process (GO): mitotic G2/M transition checkpoint
Cellular component (GO): cytoplasm; nucleus
Molecular function (GO): protein serine/threonine phosphatase inhibitor activity
Source: RefSeq, a predicted model, not a curated record